CCCAAGCUAGGGGCCGGGAUCGAUCGAGCCCCCGGGGUCACGUGACCAGAGCUGGGGGCUCCUGUCUGAGCACUCCAGCUUCUUCUCCCCAGGUGCCCAUCGGAGGGAAAGAUGGCUGAUGCGCAGAACGUCUCGCUGGACGGCCCGGGGAGUGUGGGGGCCGUGGCCGUGCCUGUGGUCUUUGCCAUCAUCUUCCUGCUGGGCACAGUGGGCAACGGGCUAGUGCUGGCCGUGCUGUUGCAGCCCAGCCCCAGUGCCUGGCAGGAGCCCGGCAGCACUACGGACCUGUUCAUCCUCAACCUAGCGGUGGCCGACCUCUGCUUCAUCCUGUGCUGCGUGCCUUUCCAGGCCGCCAUCUACACACUGGACGCCUGGCUCUUUGGGGCCCUCGUUUGUAAGACGGUGCACCUGCUCAUCUACCUCACCAUGUACGCCAGCAGCUUCACGCUGGCUGCGGUCUCGGUGGACAGGUACCUGGCCGUGCGGCACCCGCUGCGCUCGCGGGCCCUGCGCACGCCGCGCAACGCCCGCGCCGCCGUGGGGCUCGUCUGGCUGCUGGCGGCCCUCUUCUCGGCGCCCUACCUCAGCUACUACGGCACCGUGCGCUACGGCGCGCUGGAGCUCUGCGUGCCCGCCUGGGAGGACGCGCGCCGGCGCGCCCUCGACGUGGCCACCUUCGCCGCCGGCUACCUGCUGCCCGUGGCCGUGGUGAGCCUGGCCUACGCGCGCACGCUGCGCUUCCUGUGGGCGGCCGUGGGCCCCGCGGGCGCGGCGGCGGCGGAGGCCCGGCGCAGAGCCACGGGCCGCGCGGGGCGGACCAUGCUGGCGGUGGCCGCGGCACGACGGCGACGAGGGGACGCGCCAACGCCAGGGGUCCUCUGA
Molecule: messenger RNA, 882 nt
Organism: Herpailurus yagouaroundi (jaguarundi)
Lineage: Eukaryota; Metazoa; Chordata; Mammalia; Carnivora; Felidae
Gene: GALR3
Product: galanin receptor 3
Exons: 3
Coding region: 112-882 (256 amino acids)
Biological process (GO): neuropeptide signaling pathway; negative regulation of adenylate cyclase activity
Cellular component (GO): plasma membrane
Molecular function (GO): galanin receptor activity
Source: RefSeq, a predicted model, not a curated record